AUGCAUCAUUUGUUUAACUUGGUUUUGGGACAGAAAGAUCUCUCAAGAGCUGGUGACUUAUUUUCAUUGGAUGAUUUUGAGAUUGAAGACAGUUUAUCUGAAGCUCUAGAACAAAUUAGACAAAUAUCUUCUUCAGAGGACUACCAAACUAAUGAUAAUGAUCAAGCUGUUGUAGAGAUUUGCAUUACUCGGAUCACAACUGCAAUCAGAGAGACUGAGUCUAUUGAAAAGCACAGUAAAGCCCUGGUAUCUCUGUGGGAAUCAUGCUUAGAACGCAAUUUAAAAUCUGCUGCAAAAGAUGAAGACACCCCUCAUGCAAAAAUUGCAUCUGAUAUUAUGAGCUGCAUUUUACAAAAUUAUAACCGACCUGCAAUUAUGUCACAAGCUGUCCCUGUAGCUGUGAAAUUCCUUCACAGGGGAAACAAGGAGUUGUGCAGAAAUAUGUCUAAUUACAUUUCACUGGUAGCAAUCACCAAGGCAGAUCUCCUUGCUGAUCACACAGAAGCAAUAAUAAACAGCAUACUUCAAGGUAAUAGUUUGCUGCUGUGUGUGCUCCCAUCAGUCUAUGAAAUGCAGCCCCAGCCAAUAAACCUGCACCUGAAAGAGCUUGUAUCCAAGAUGCCACAUUUAAAGGAAGGAGAGCAGCACCACAUUCUGAAGUUGCUACAAGCAGUGGCUAGAAGGAAACAAACCACGGUACUUAAAGAAACUAUUCCUUUACUAAUGGGCUAUUUAUCUGAUGCAAGCUAUAGUGAGAUCAUCCUCAAUAUAUUAAUAGAAUUAUCUACAUAUGAACCACUUUCACUUGCCAGUUCCCUUUCCACAUUGAAAGAUAUUGGGGAGAAUUUUCCAAACCUUAUUGGGCAGAUUGCAAAAAUUUAUGGAGCUCUGGGACAAGUAGAUGAGGGACUGGCCAGAGUAUGUUUAACGUAUUUGGUGAACCAGUUGAAUAACAUUGAGCAUUCAUAUCAUCAUAUUCUGCUAAUGGAAAUUAAGAAUAUUACUGGCACCUUUAAUGCUAUUCUAGGGAAUCAUACCAGAGAUAUCUACAGGAUGAGCAACAGCUUCACAUCAAUUGCAAUGAUUCUGAGUCAAUAUCUUGGAAAUGAAACUUCACCUGUAAGAAUGGGUAGCUUAGGCUUCAAUGGAGCACGAAAAGUGGAAAAAACUGAACACCUUUUAUUCAUGCACAAACCAGAUCACGUUUACUCAAGUGAGGAGCUGAAUGUAGAUCAGAAUGUCAUAGUUAAAUUGGAUGAUGAGAAGAAAUGGAAGACGCCAGCCACUGUAAUUGGACGCUCCCCAGAACCAAGGUCUUAUGUAGUCCUUGCUGAAGAAGGGACUGUCACAUGUCGAAAUAGAAUACAUCUUCAGCCAGUUCCUGAGAGUUUACGACUGGAUGCUUCAGAGCCACAGUCGGUGGGAUUCCUUGUUAUAAAAGGGGGGACUUACUCGCAGCAAGACCACAGCGGGGAUGCUUCUGUGCUUUCAGCAGACUCUCAAUUACCUUCUACUGUAUCAGAGGAUAGUUCCUGUAAAAUUACGUCAAGUGGAAGAGUGAUCCAUGUGGAGACGGACCCAGAGGGUAGAUUCUUGGUGCUGGUUUGCAGACUCAACUCGCAACUCUUCACUUUGGUGAAUGUAUAUGCCCCUAAUCAGGGUCAGAUAAAAAUUUUACGCAGAAUAUUGCAUCUAGUGGAGGGCCUAAGACAGGGCACGUUGGUGGUGGGCGGUGAUUUUAAUUUAGUAUGGGACCCACAGGUUGAUAAAAAACUUCCCAGUGGAAAAGUACUAGACACGUACUCUCUAUCAGUAGCCCCUAAAUUUCAAAACCUGAUUUUUCAAUCUUCACUUUAUGAUGUAUGGAGAGCAUGUCAUCCAGACUCUAGAGACUAUACAUAUUUUUCACCUCCACAUGGGUCCUAUUCAAGGUUGGACUAUUUUUUUGUGGAUUCCUGGUCCAUGAAUAUGGUCACGUCCUCUAACUUGUGCAGCUGCCCAUGGUCGGAUCAUGAUGCAAUGACGAUGAUCAUUAGAAUUGAUGGACCAAUUUCUCCCAGACCGACAUGGAAACUCCCUAAGUUCUUAUGGGAGGACGUGUCUUUCCUACCAGAGUUAAUGGAGAAAGUAGAGGAUUUUCUGGAAUCUAAUCCGGUCAAUCAGACGUCUCAUCAAAUCCGAUGGGCCGCACUAAAGGCCUACAUUAGGGGGUUUUGCAUUGCAAAGGCAGCGACCUUGAAAAAACUGCGAGGUGCCCCUCUAGGCAAACUGACUUGUGACCUAAGGGCAAAAGAGAGACAAAAUAAAAAGACCCCUACUGCUAGUAUUUCUGAAGAAAUAUUGAAGUUAAAGUCUCAAAUUAAGAACUUUGAACUAGAACGUAUUCAACUUGCAUUCUCUAGAUUUAAAAUGACCAUGUACUCUAAGAGUAACAAAGCGGGCUCCAUGUUGGCAAAUAAAUUAAAGCAGCAGGCAGCGGCCUCCAGAAUUCCAUAUAUUCAGCAGGGGGGAAGGAAACUAUAUGCACCAGAAGACAUAGGAAAGGCUUUUGCUGCCUUUUAUGAACAGCUAUACAAUCUCAACUCUCAUGAAAAGCCUAAAACUGCGUCGGUCAAGGAAAUUUCAUUCUUUCUAGAGAAAUUAGGGCUCCCUUCACUGCCAGAUGAGGAGGGCGACAGCUUAACACAACCUUUUACUGAGGUGGAGAUAGGUCUAUGUGAGGUAAGAACCCUCUCAAGUCAGGUGAGCUGUCCUGCUGCCGGACAGAUGCUAUUAAGAAAUGGCUUGCAACUACUGGAGGAAGAUGGAGGUGCUGUCAAGUUUAAAAGAACUGAUGAAAAUACUUUAAAUGGGGAAAACAGAGAAGAGCAAAAGAUAUGCGUUACAAUUCAUUCUAUUGAUAAACAAUCUCCAAACGAUAAUCAUGUGCCAGCUAAAAACUGCAUCUAUGCUGAUGAUAUAAUAUGUAAAGAACAUAACAAAGACACAACAAUUAAAAGGUCAAAUAACUUGGCAGUAAAUUCACUGAGCAGAAAAUGCACAAAUUUGGACAAUAGUCAAGAAAUCGAAAAUUCCGACGUCUUUGGUCUAAUCUCCUUUUCACAUCUGCUUCUGAAUAAAGAGGAUGAAAGAUUAGCAUCUGGUGCAGAUAAUGGAACUUCCCAUGUGAAUACAACAUUAGCUUUAAAUCCAAUAACUAAUUACAGUGAGGCAAAAAGUGUGUUCGAUCCAAGUCAAGAAAACCAAAGUAGAGCAAAUAUAAUUAAGGAGUACCUAAAACAAGAUAAACUUUUUGUGCAUUUGAAAGAAAAUCUACAUGAACUCAAGAACUAUGUUGUAGAAAUGGUCAAAAAAAUUCCAGUACCUGAACAGUGUGUCAUUGAAGAUACCGUUAAAAGCUGUGUAGCAAAGUUGUUCUUCAGUUGUCCAACCAAGGGCCACUACUGCCUAUAUAGCAAAUCAAGUUUUAUCCUCUUCAGCCGACAACCACAGCUCUGGAUCCAUAUCAUGUUUCUUUUUCAGCAGAGUUUGUUUCCUGAACCAUUGUCUAUGCAGAGCACAUCAAUGCAGGUCCUGAAGACACUCUGGGAGAAGACACAAUUAAAGGGAGCUCAUAGUUUUGAAGCCUCAAUAAUCCAGUCUAUGUUUCCCCACAAAAAGGAUCUGGAACUCCUGCACUUACAUUUGGAAGAUGAGAGAUUUUUUGAUCUCUUUGGAUAUAGCGAGGAAUCAGGGUCAUGGCAAUGUUUUAUGUGCAACAAUCCAGAAAAGGCAACUGUCGUAAAUCAAGAAGGACAGACUCUCAUUGAAGGAAAACUUAAAGAAAAGCAGAUCCGGUGGAAGUUUAUCAAACGAUGGAAAACACGUUAUUUUACCCUGGCAGGGAAUCAGCUGCUCUUUCGCAAAGGAAAAUCUAAAGAUGAUCCUGAUGAUUGCCCCAUCGAACUGAGCAAAGUUCAGAGCGUAAAGGCUGUGGCCAAGAAACGUAAGGAUCGUAGUCUGCCCCGUGCAUUUGAGAUCUUCACAGACAGUAAGACAUACGUCUUCAAGGCAAAGGAUGAAAAGAAUGCAGAAGAAUGGCUACAAUGCAUCAGUGUAGCUGUUGCACAAGCAAAAGAGAGAGAAAGCCGGGAGUCUACAACAUACUUAUAG
Molecule: messenger RNA, 4152 nt
Organism: Bombina bombina (fire-bellied toad)
Lineage: Eukaryota; Metazoa; Chordata; Amphibia; Anura; Bombinatoridae
Gene: VEPH1
Product: ventricular zone expressed PH domain containing 1
Exons: 19
Coding region: 1-4152 (1383 amino acids)
Biological process (GO): regulation of signal transduction
Cellular component (GO): plasma membrane
Molecular function (GO): phosphatidylinositol-5-phosphate binding; catalytic activity
Source: RefSeq, a predicted model, not a curated record